CAGUUGUUUUUCGUUACUCAAGUUGUAAACACACGUGAUGAGUUGGAAUAAAGUAAAUUUUUGUGUAAUUUUCGUGGUAUCAGCAUUAAGUUUGUUUUUCGUAGAAGGCAAACUUCAGGUUGAUAUUCACUAUGAAAGUCGAUGUCCAGAUUCAAGUAAUUUUAUGUUGUAUCAGUUAAGACGAGUUUAUCCAAGUAUCAAGGACAACGUUGUAAUCAAUUUUGUUCCGUUUGGGCCAAAAGAAUGCGAAGGAAAUAAAUUCCAAUCAUGUGUUCUCGAUGUUAUUGGACCCAAUCAGGAUAAGCAAACAAGUUUCGUUAUCUGUGCCAUGGACUUUCAAAAGAAUGCUCGCAAUUGCGCACAAAACAUGGGAUUAGACAUGAAUAAAAUUGAUGAUUGCACGAAGAGUCAAUAUGGAACGAAUUUGCAGAUACAAGCGGAGAGAUUCUCAUCGCCUAUUAUUUCCAAGUCAAACUUUGUUCCAACUAUCGUAUACAAUGGAAUAUACAAAGCUGGAGAUCAUUGGGCUUCCUUGGACGACUUUUCGGGGGUUUUGAAGAAACUGUCAACAUUUUAAUUAUAACUUUUUCAUUCUCUCUCAAUUACCCACUAUAAAAUUAUUUCUAAAAUAAUUCAAGGCUUUGCAUUUUUGUCUGUAUUCGAAUUCUAAAUAAAGAAGAACUAAACUAAACUUUUGGAUCAAUUCUAUUGAUCUUGUGAUUUAAAAACUCAAAAAAAU
Molecule: messenger RNA, 739 nt
Organism: Clunio marinus
Lineage: Eukaryota; Metazoa; Arthropoda; Insecta; Diptera; Chironomidae
Source: the annotation of a GenBank genome assembly